CAGAGAGCUACGCUUUGCUCUGACCUCCGGGUCUUUUCCUUUUUCUCCUCCACUCCUCCCGUCCCUUCGUUCACAUUUUUUUUGCCUUUUUUUCCGCUCCUUUGAUUUAAAUUCCCGCUCUUUGGUUUGGGCUUUCUAAAAUUAAUUUUAUUUUGGAGGAUGGGAUUUUUAACUGGAGGGCCGGGGUGGGUCAGGAAACCCCUGCCGGAGUAGCGGUGGGGAAUGGGGAGGGCGGCGCGGUGGUUGCGGGGACUUCUGGGCGGGAAGAAGGCGGAUUCUGGCGGGGAGCAUCGGGCGGAGAAGAAGAAAUGGGGCUUCGUCAAGUCGUUCCGGGAGAAGGGCCACCACCACCAGCAGCAGCAGCAACAGAGAGGAGGACCCCCGCCGCCGUUACCGCCGCAGCGGAAGGGUUCGUAUAGGGAGGUGGCGCGGUCAUCCCCGGCUGGCGCGACGGCGGGGUUGGCGGAUGUGGACGGGGACGAGCAGAACAAGCGGGCGAUUGCGGUAGCCGCGGCGACCGCGGCGGUGGCUGAGGCAGCCGUGGCCGCCGCGCACGCGGCGGCCGCGGUGGUCAGGCUGACGAGCAGCGGGCGGAGCGUCGCUGGGAUCGCCUCCGGCGCCGGGAAGCGGGAGGUGGCGGCGGCAGUCAAGAUCCAGUCCGCUUUCCGGGGUUAUCUGGCGAGAAGGGCAUUGAGGGCGCUGAAAGGGCUGGUGAAGCUGCAGGCAUUGGUCAGAGGCAACAUUGUGAGGAAGCAGGCGGCGGAGACGCUGCGGUGCAUGCAGGCAUUGGUGAGAGUCCAGGCCCGGACCAGGGCCUGCCGAGCCCUCCGGUCAGAGAUGAGCAGGUCCGGCCGAGGAUCCCGCGCCCAUGCUGGCCCUCCGACGCCAGAGAACUAUGAACAAGCUGUUCGAUCAAGUGGUUCAAAGUCUGACAGGUCUUGCACUCUCAAGCGGAAUCCUUCCAAGGCAGCCAGCAUGGAUGCGGUUGAUUCGGACAGAACACAUUCUUCUGGAUGGAACUGGUUGGAUCGGUGGAUGGAGGAGCGGUACUGGGACAGCCGACAGGCUGCUGCAAAGACUGGGGCAGCAAUGGAUGAUGAGAAGAAUGCUAAGAUCUUGGAGGUAGACCCCGGAAAGCCACAAUUCAAUCCUAAGAGGAGGGGGAACAAUCUCCAGUCUUCAUGCUCGACCCUAGCCUCCGAUCAGAAUAAUCGCAGCAUUGCGGCCAUGCCCGAUUCCCCAUCGAAGGACUCCACAACUGCUCAACUAUCCAUUCCUAGCCCGUCCUCCGUGGACAUGCCGCAAUCUCUCAGCCCCCUGAGGUUCCACCUCCCUGAACCAGGGGACUUUGGCGAGAGUCCCCAGUUCUAUUCUGUAGCAUCUCGGCCUGGAAGCUCGAGAAGGGGGCCCUUCACUCCUUCGAAGAGCGAAUGCUCGCGCAGCUUAUUCAGCGGGUAUUCUGAUUACCCCAACUACAUGGCGAACACGGAGUCGUCGAGGGCGAAGGUGCGGUCGCACAGCGCACCGAGGCAGAGGCCCGAGUUUGAGAAGUCAGGCUCCAUCAAGAGGCUCUCGGGUCAGGGGUUAGGACAGCAGCAUUCUGGAGCAUCAGCCCAGAGGUCAUCUUCUCUCCAUGCAAAGUUUGCCAACAAGGCCUACCCGGGCUCCGGCCGGCUGGAUAGACUAGGGAUGCCCAUUAGAAUCUGAUGAACCUAACCAGGAUUGUGUAGUUUGUCUUCAUGGAUCAUCCGGAGUACUCAGCUACAGUUUGGUUCCUCCAAACUCUUUUUUUCUCUUAUCUGCAACUCAGUCUUGAGUCAUGAUGUUUGUCCUCUCAAGUAAUUAACAGUGUUAUGUAUGAUCUUUUGGAAUACUGCAAUGGAAUCAGAAUAUGAUGUUUUUGAGUGCGA
Molecule: messenger RNA, 1910 nt
Organism: Phoenix dactylifera (date palm)
Lineage: Eukaryota; Viridiplantae; Streptophyta; Magnoliopsida; Arecales; Arecaceae
Product: protein IQ-DOMAIN 22
Molecular function (GO): protein binding
Source: RefSeq, a predicted model, not a curated record